This is a messenger RNA of Manis javanica (Malayan pangolin), 6881 nucleotides long. NCBI's taxonomy places the organism in Eukaryota, Metazoa, Chordata, Mammalia, Pholidota, Manidae. The record is from RefSeq and is a predicted model, not a curated record.
GCGACCAGGCGGCGGCGGUUGUCAGGGCGACGGGAGCUUGCAAGAGCUGCUGGUACUCGCGAUUGGAGACUUAGAACAAGUUUCUCUUUGCGGGCCUUGACUUCUGGGGUCGUCUUCUUGGGGUCCUCAGGAUGUUCUUUUACCUGAGUAAGAAAAUAGCCAUUCCUGAUAACGUGAAGCUGAAAUGUGUAUCUUGGAACAAGAACCCAGGAUUCAUAGCAUGUGGUGGUGAAGACGGACUACUGAAAGUUUUGAAAUUAGAGACACAGACAGGUAAAUGGAUGCAAUCUCAAAUGUCUGAACUUGAUGGAAGAUUGGCUGGUUCUGUUCAAGUUAUAGCAUGGAAUGAACAAUAUCAGAAGUUGACUACCAGUGAUCAAAAUGGUCUUAUCAUUGUUUGGAUGUUAUAUAAAGGCUGUUGGUAUGAGGAGAUGAUCAACAAUAGAAAUAAAUCAGUGGUUCGCGGUAUGAGCUGGAAUGCUGAUGGACAGAAGAUCUGCAUUGUGUACGAAGAUGGAGCAGUGAUAGUUGGUUCAGUGGAGGGGAAUCGCAUUUGGGGAAAAGACCUGAAGGGUGUACAGUUAUGCCAUGUAGCAUGGUCUGCAGAUAGUAAAAUCUUACUUUUUGGAAUGGCAAAUGGAGAAAUACACAUUUAUGAUAAUCAAGGGAAUUUUGUGAUGAAAAUGAAACUGAAUUGUUUGGUGAAUGUCACUGGAGCAGUCAGUAUUGCUGGAAUUCAUUGGUACCACGGCACAGGAGGUUACGUGGAGCCCGAUCGCCCCUGCCUUGCUGUUUGUUUUGACAAUGGGAGAUGCCAAAUAAUGAGACAUGAGAAUGACCAAAAUGCUGUUUUAAUCGAUACUGGCAUGAAUGUAGUAAAUAUUCAGUGGAACCACAUUGGUAGUGUGUUAGCUGUGGCAGGCUCCCAGAAGGUUGUCACUCAGGACAAAAAUAUAAACACUGUGCAGUUUUACACUCCCUUUGGUGAGCAUUUGGGUACUUUGAAGGUUCCUGGUAAGGAGAUGUCUUCAUUGUCUUGGGAAGGAGGUGGACUGAGAAUUGCAUUAGCUGUUGAUUCUUUCAUAUAUUUUGCAAAUAUUCGACCUGAUUAUAAGUGGGGUUAUUGCUCAAAUACCAUAGUUUAUGCUUAUAUGAGACCUGAUCGUCCAGAGUACUGUGUUAUCUUUUGGGAUACAAAAAACAAUGAGAAGUACAUUAAAUAUGUGAAGAACCUCAUUUCUAUUACCACCUGUGGAGACUUCUGCAUUUUGGCUACAAAAGCUGAUGAAAAUCAUCCUCAGGAGGAGAAUGAGAUGGAAACAUUUGGUGCAACGUUUGUGCUAAUUCUUUGUAAUUCUAUUGGCACACCUUUGGAUCCCAAAUACAUUGAUAUUGUGCCCUUAUUUGUUGCAAUGACUAAAACCCAUGUGAUAGCAGCUUCUAAAGAAGCAUUUUAUACCUGGCAAUAUCGUGUGGCAAAGAAGCUCACAGCAUUGGAAAUAAAUCAGAUCUCACGGUCUCGAAAAGAAGGAAGAGAAAGGAUCUGUCAUGUUGACGAUACUCCUUCUGGGUCAAUGGAUGGGGUGCUUGAUUACAGUAAAGCCAUUCAAGGCACAAGGGAUCCAAUUUGUGCCGUCACUGCGUCUGAUAAGACACUGAUUGUGGGUCGUGAAUCUGGCACCAUUCAGAGAUACAGUCUUCCUAAUGUUGGUUUGCUUCAGAAAUACUCCCUAAAUUGUCGAGCCUGCCAGUUGUCCUUGAAUUGUAACUCCAGUCGUCUUGCUGUCAUAAACAUCUCAGGCAUUCUCACCUUCUUUGACUUGGAUGCUCGGGUGACAGACAGCACAGGACAGCAAGUCAUUGGCCAGUUGUUGAAACUGGAGCGGAGAGAUGUCUGGGAUAUGAAGUGGGCCAAAGACAAUCCUGAUUUGUUUGCAAUGAUGGAGAGAACAAGAAUGUAUGUUUUCAGAAAUUUGGAUCCUGAGGAACCCAUUCAGACUUCUGGAUAUAUUUGUAACUUUGAGGAUUUAGAAAUUAAGUCUGUUCUUUUGGAUGAAAUAUUAAAGAAUCCAGAACAUCCUAACAAGGAUUAUAUAAUUAACUUUGAGAUACGCUCCCUGAGAGAUAGUCGAGCCUUGAUUGAGAAGGUUGGAAUUGAAGAUGCAUCGCAGUUCAUAGAGGACAACCCACACCCCCGACUUUGGCGCCUAUUGGCUGAAGCAGCUCUUCAGAAACUGGACUUGUACACUGCAGAGCAAGCAUUUGUGCGCUGCAAAGAUUACCAAGGCAUCAAGUUUGUGAAGCGCCUGGGCAAUCUGCAGAGUGAGUCCAUGAAGCAGGCUGAAGUUGCUGCCUACUUUGGCAUGUUCGAAAAGGCUGAAAGAAUGUAUCUUGAUAUGGACAGAAGAGAUCUUGCUAUCGGCCUCCGGCUGAAAUUGGGAGACUGGUUUAGAGUGCUCCAACUCCUGAAAACUGGAUCUGGUGAUGCAGAUGACAGUCUCCUUGAACAAGCUCACAAUGCCAUUGGUGACUACUUUGCCGAUCGCCAGAAGUGGUUGAAUGCUGUACAGUAUUAUGUACAAGGCCGGAACCAAGAACGCUUAGCUGAAUGUUAUUAUAUGUUAGAAGAUUAUGAGGGAUUGGAGAAUCUUGCCAAUUCACUUCCAGAAAACCACAAGGUGCUUCCAGAAAUAGCACAGAUGUUUGUGAGAGUUGGAAUGUGUGAACAAGCAGUAGCUGCAUUUUUGAAAUGCAAUCAACCAAAGGCGGCAGUGGAUACCUGUGUACAUCUCAACCAAUGGAACAAAGCUGUUGAAUUGGCUAAAAGUCAUAGUAUGAAAGAAAUUGGACCCCUGUUAGCGAGGUAUGCGUCUCAUUUAUUGGAAAAGAAUAAACCUCUUGAUGCCAUAGAGCUCUAUCGGAAGGCCCAUUGCUUUCAUGAUGCCGCUAAACUGAUGUUUAAGAUUGCUGAUGAAGAGGCAAAGAAGAGAACUAAACCUUUACGGGUGAAGAAGCUCUAUGUACUAUCAGCCUUACUUGUAGAGAAAUACCAUGAACAAAUGAAAAAUGCCCAACGAGGAAAAGUUAAAGGAAAGAGCUCAGAGGUCACCUCUGCUUUGGCAGGCUUUCUGGAAGAGGAAAUUCUGUCUACAACUAGUCAUUUCACAGAUAAUGCCUGGAGAGGGGCUGAAGCUUAUCACUUCUUUAUACUUGCACAGAGGCAGCUCUAUGAGGGAUAUGUUGACACUGCAUUGAAGACAGCUCUGCACCUGAGAGACUAUGAAGACAUUAUCCCUGCCAUUGAGAUAUACUCCCUAUUAGCACUCUGUGCAUGUGCCAGUAGAGCUUUUGGUACUUGUUCAAAAGCUUUUAUGAAACUUAAAUCUUUAGAAACCCUCAGUUCAGAACAGAAACAGCAGUAUGAAGAUCUUGCUCUAGAAAUCUUCACCAAACAUACUCCAAAAGAUAACAGAAAAUUUGAACUGGACAGACUUCUGGAAGGAGGGGAAGGGAAACUGCCAACAUGUGUUGCCACAGGAAGUCCAAUCACUGAGUGUCAGUUCUGGAUGUGCAGUGUGUGCAAGCACGCUGUUCUGGCUCAGGAAAUCAGUAACUACAACUUCUGUCCUUUAUGCCAUAGUUCAGUGGAGUAAAGAAAUGACAAAUUACAUAUAACUGUAAAAUAUAUGUAGCAUAUACACAUAGCUAUAACUCUAUAUAUAUUAAGGUUGACUUGCAUACAUUUUAUGAAAAUCAACAUCAUUAUUUCAUAGUUGUACUUUUAAACAAAACUGUAUAUAUGUUAUAUAUACAUAAUAUCUGUAUUUCCUAUUUGUCUAUGUCUGUCUACUUAUCUGUCUAUCUUGUGGUUGGUUAUAUAAUACUGUGGAAAUAUUCCAAAUAAGAAAUUUUUUCUUACAGUGUCAAGGUUUCUAAUUCAUUAAAAAAUUUUGGUGCAGGGUAGAGAAGAGGGAAGCAUGGGAAUGGGGCAAAGUAGAAGGUAGGGCACUGGCAUAACCUGUUUUAGAAGGUUGUUAAACAAUUGUAAUAUUGAAGUGAUCUCUAUUAUAGCUAGCUGUAUUUAAUGAAAUAAAUAUUGAUUAUCUUUUAUAGUUUAUAUUCAGAAGUAAGGAGAAGCAUUUCAAGGCUUUUUCAAAUAAUUUGAAUUGUUUCUAAUACCUUUAUUUUUUAUAUAGUUUCCUUUUUAUCUACCCCUUUAAUCUCAUCUAAGGGAUGGCAUUUAGCAUUUACUCUUUAUGAUACUGCACAGAAAACUUGGCUCUAUUUGUAAUGAUAUAGAUUUAUACAGAAACAUCCAUUUUGUAGUUAGUUUCAGUUGAAACAUUGUCAUUAAGCCAGACCCUUCAUUUAAACAACUCUCAGGCUGAAGGCAGUUAUUCUUCCUCAAGAUAUGUUUAUUUUGACUUAUGAUUAAUUAAAAGAAAACAUUAUAAUCAGUAAUGGGUAACCUCUUACCUGUUUUAUAUUGCUAAUAAUGUUCAUCAUUUAUUUCUUCACUUAGGACUCCUCAUUUUGUGGCUGCAGACCAGACUCUAGCACUAUUUUAUCAAGGUUAUUUGCUGAGUCUGGCUGAUGUUUAGUAGAGGCAGUGGAUAAAGAGGAAUAUACACCAUUGCUAGUGUGGUAUUGCUAGUAACACAUGGCUGUGAUACUAGGUCAAUCAACUCUCUCAAUGUGAUGUUUCUGGCCUUUUACAGAGAAAGUGAAGCCUGUUGCCCGUUAAGAAUAGUGAACUAUGAGAAGAGGUUUAGAGCCUAGAUGAGCUUACUAUAGAGGGCUCAUGUGCCUAAUCAGAAUGAAAAGACCAGAAGUCUUAGAAGUGUCUGUGGUCAUGUGCCUUGUGGGAAGUUACCUUGAUACAAUGGUAGCCUCCAAAUACACUUCUAAGCAAGCCAUUCCAGAGGUCAAUGAACAGAAAGGGUUACAAACCAAAUGGGAACACUCAAGUCACAUGCUUUACUGAAUCAAUCUGGAAUACACAGUGAGGAGCAAGGGGAAGAUGAUCGGGCAGAUAGGGUACAAGUAGGGUAGAAAGAUGACAGUACCUGAAUCCUGAGUUAUAUACUGUUCUAAUGUCCUCUCGCUCUGCCUCGUCAGCCAACACCCCCGGCCCCCGACCCCACAAUAGUGUGGGGAAGGGGACCAGAGUUGAGGUUUAAGCGGGGGACCCAAUCAGAUGGAAUGUGCCCGAGGCCAGUGAUGCACACUUUGUCUAAAGAAGAGGCCCUGGGGCAAGUACACCUGGCCGCAGCUGUUAGUUCCAAUUUGCCUGUUGAGCAGUAAUGGAUUCAAUUCUAUUUCUUGGGUAGGGGAUUGGCCAGAAUAAGUAUCAGGAUGGGCAGUUGAAUCAAGGCCUCACACCUAUUGAGCACUUUAUAGGUUUCAUGCAUAUUUAGUGUGUCAUGAAUAAUUAGUGCCUUGGUUGUCUUUUAUAUUUUUAGUGCCUCAUCCAUUUUAGGUAUGGUCACACAUAUAUGCUCCAUUUACUUUGUCAAUGUGCCUCGUAAGUUACUUAACACAAUGAAUUUCAUCUGCCUCAUUUGUUUUCUUCUAUGACAGAAUAGAAUAUUUCCUAAACCAGGAAAUAACAUCCUAACAAAAACAUCAGCCCUAAGGAAUAUAUCUCCUGUUGAACUUAAUUACAUCAUUCUACCAGACAUUAUAUUUUCAGGAUGAAACUAUUUUCUGCUUCAUCAGUGAAAAGAGAAAUUUUUCAGGGACAUAGGCUGAAGAUUUUAGGGACAUAGUUACCUCAGAACUAUAUGGUCAGAGUUGUGAUUCUUGGUCUAUGUUCUAAUGCCUGAGUAUCUCUUCUUUCCCUGUUUCCCAUCCCAGGGAUCAGCUCAGAACUCAAAGUUAGAUUGUCAUUCAUCUAGAACUUCCUAUGACUUGCUGACUACACUUCCAUCUGCCUCAGUUCCACAAUUAGCUGUUGGCUUCUUAGGCCUUUCCUAACAUGUCUUUUGGGAACUCUCUUUUGGAGCUUUCUUGUUUGAUGCUAACUCCAUUCCACCUGAGCCCUAGAAUUUUCCUCCAACUAAUUAUUUCAGAUAGAUCCUGAGUUGCUCUCACUACUUCUUAUUCAGUUUAAUCCAGAUAGUAAAAUCUCUAAAAACAACUUCAUACUUUGUAGACCUAAUUAUUCCAUAUAUGUAUACUUGUACAUACACAUACAUGUAUAUACACUUAUACACACAUACACACACACACACACACACACACACACAUAUAUAUAUAGACACCUCUUUUCAACUAUUGUAAACAUCUUUGACUGUUUGGGAGUUAUAUCUGUGAGUUUUAGUGAUUUACCAUAAUGUCUUAGAGGCCUUUAUCUUGCUUGAAAAUGGUACUGUAGAAAGACCCACACUAGGAGUUGACCCAGUUGGUUUUUUUCAACAUGAAGGAAAUUUCAGGAUAAUAACACCAACUAAGUCUCUCCUGAUGAAGGGGCAAAGAGAAGCAGAACUGUCUAUGUAGAACAAAUACUUGGAAGUUAGAUAGACAGAAUGAGGCAGUGUAUUGAAAACAUUACAUUGAAACACUUAUUUGGUUUCUUCUUGUAAUAAACAUGAACUGGCUUUAAGUAAUGCUGAGUUCUUUGUCAUAAAACUUGGCCUGAGUUAAGUUUCAGAGUAUUAAUGUGAUGGAACUGACUGAUAAAGCUAUUCUUGCAAGCAAUGUGUCUUACAACCAACAUACCUUGUUAACCUGCUAUCAUGCACAAAUGCUAAUUUUAUUAUACAUUUUUUUCUAAAAUAUUUUGAAAUGACCUUUUUGUAUUCCAGGCGCUGAGAUUUUAGGUUUUCUGUAGGAUUAAGCAAAAAUAAAUAUGAAAAUAAUAAAUAUUGAAGUAAAGAUGA